AUGCCUGCCGCCAACAAGCCCCAAGCCGUCAAGGCCACUGCCGCCAAGAAGGCCGCCCUUAAGGGUACCUCCGGCUCCAAGGUGCGCAAGAUCCGCACCGACACCACCUUCCGUCGUCCCAAGACGCUCGACCUGGCCAAGGCUCCUCGCUUCCCCCGCAAGAGCGUUCCCCACGCUCCUCGCAUGGAUGCCUUCCGCACCAUCCUGUACCCUCUCAACACCGAGUCGGCCAUGAAGAAGAUCGAGGAGAACAACACCCUGGUCUUCAUCGUUGACCGUGCCGCCAACAAGCGCCAGAUUGAGGGUGCUCUCAAGAAGCUGUACGACGUUUCGGCUGCCAAGAUCAACACGCUCAUCCGCCCGGAUGGCAAGAAGAAGGCUUUCGUUCGUCUGACCCCCGACCAGGACGCCCUUGACGUCUCCAACCGCAUCGGCUUCAUCUAA
This is a messenger RNA of Sporisorium graminicola, 444 nucleotides long. RefSeq lists its product as uncharacterized. Gene Ontology annotation, molecular function: rRNA binding; structural constituent of ribosome. Bases 1 to 444 code for a protein of 147 amino acids. Gene Ontology annotation, cellular component: cytosolic large ribosomal subunit; ribosome. The record is from RefSeq and is a predicted model, not a curated record. The transcript has a single exon. Gene Ontology annotation, biological process: ribosomal large subunit assembly; translation. Lineage: Eukaryota; Fungi; Basidiomycota; Ustilaginomycetes; Ustilaginales; Ustilaginaceae.